Molecule: messenger RNA, 2244 nt
Organism: Panthera uncia (snow leopard)
Lineage: Eukaryota; Metazoa; Chordata; Mammalia; Carnivora; Felidae
Gene: CPE
Product: carboxypeptidase E
Exons: 9
Coding region: 113-1543 (476 amino acids)
Biological process (GO): proteolysis
Molecular function (GO): zinc ion binding; metallocarboxypeptidase activity
Source: RefSeq, a predicted model, not a curated record
GGCUGCUGCGGAACUUGGCGCCCCCAGCAGCGCCGGCCGGCAGAGUCGCCGAGCGCAGACAAAAGAGGCCGCGGGCGCAGCGAGGCACGGGAGGCGGCGGCGGCGCGGGGCGAUGGCCGCGAGAGGAGGCCGGGCGCUGCUGGCGCUGUGCGGGGCACUGGCCGCCUGCGGGUGGCUGCUGGGCGCCCAAGCCCAGGAGCCCGGGGCGCCCGCGGCGGGCAUGAGGCGGCGCCGGCGGCUGCAGCAGGAGGACGGCAUCUCCUUCGAGUACCACCGUUACCCCGAGCUGCGCGAGGCGCUGGUGUCGGUGUGGCUGCAGUGCACCGCCAUCAGCAGGAUCUACACGGUGGGGCGCAGCUUCGAGGGCCGGGAGCUCCUGGUCAUCGAGCUGUCCGACAACCCCGGUGUCCAUGAGCCUGGUGAGCCUGAAUUUAAAUACAUUGGGAAUAUGCAUGGUAAUGAGGCCGUUGGACGGGAACUGCUCAUUUUCCUGGCCCAAUACCUGUGCAACGAAUACCAAAAGGGGAACGAGACCAUCGUCAAGCUGAUCCACAACACUCGUAUCCACAUCAUGCCUUCCCUCAACCCCGAUGGCUUUGAGAAGGCUGCAUCUCAGCCUGGUGAGCUCAAGGACUGGUUUGUGGGUCGAAGCAAUGCCCAGGGAAUAGAUCUGAACCGGAACUUUCCAGACCUGGAUAGGAUAGUUUAUGUGAAUGAGAAAGAAGGUGGUCCAAAUAAUCAUCUGUUGAAAAAUCUGAAGAAGAUUGUGGAUCAAAACACGAAGCUUGCUCCUGAGACCAAGGCAGUCAUUCAUUGGAUUAUGGAUAUUCCUUUCGUGCUCUCUGCCAAUCUCCAUGGAGGAGACCUCGUGGCCAAUUACCCAUAUGAUGAGACGCGGAGUGGUAGUGCUCACGAAUAUAGCUCCUGCCCAGAUGAUGCCAUUUUCCAAAGCUUGGCUCGAGCGUAUUCUGCUUUUAACCCACCCAUGUCUGAUCCCAAUCGGCCACCAUGUCGCAAGAAUGACGAUGACAGCAGCUUCAUAGAUGGAACAACCAAUGGUGCUGCUUGGUAUAGUGUACCUGGUGGAAUGCAAGACUUCAAUUACCUCAGCAGCAACUGUUUCGAGAUCACCGUGGAGCUUAGCUGUGAAAAGUUUCCACCUGAAGAGACUCUGAAGAGCUACUGGGAGGAUAACAAAAACUCCCUUAUUAGCUACCUCGAGCAGAUACACCGAGGAGUUAAAGGCUUCGUCCGGGACCUUCAAGGUAACCCAAUUGCCAAUGCAACCAUCUCCGUGGAAGGAAUAGACCAUGACGUUACAUCUGCAAAGGAUGGCGAUUACUGGAGAUUGCUUGUACCUGGAAACUAUAAACUCACAGCUUCAGCUCCAGGGUAUCUGGCAAUAACAAAGAAAGUAGCAGUCCCUUAUAGCCCUGCUGUUGGGGUUGAUUUUGAACUGGAGUCAUUUUCUGAAAGGAAAGAAGUGGAAAAGGAAGAAUUGAUGGAAUGGUGGAAAAUGAUGUCAGAAACUUUAAAUUUUUAAAAAGCUUCUAAUUAGCUGCUUUUAAUCAAUCUAUCUAUACAAUGUAGUAUGAUGUAAUGUGGCCAUUUUCUUUUAGAUCUUGUGCAAUAUUUAACAUUGAUUUAUUUUUAAUCAUUUAAAUAUUAAUAGAUAUCACUUAAAAUAAACAACUAGACUUUUAGGUAAAAGUAUAAGAACUUGGUCUGUUUCUUCUCAUAUAACAUUCAUUUUCCUACAUAUAUUACAUGGAGAACUAUAGGAAAGGUUUGAGUGAUCUGCCAUUUUAGACUUAAAUGAAAUAUUCCACGUGUUAUUUACGAUCCAGAAGUUUUUGAGUAAUUCUGGCUUUUAAAAACUAAUGAAGUCCUUUUAGUGUAAUGGUAACAGUGCCACAUAGUGAAUGCCACUGAAAAGGUCAACAGCUACAUUUUGGUGUUGUGAGCAUUAUACCGCGAGACUUACAUAGUUCAGUAUAAAUUGUCAUUUGUCUUCUGCUGACUAGCUGUAUAAGCAUGAUCUUGUUAAUGCAUUUUUUGGAUGGGAAGGAAAAAUAAAUGUUUAGAAAGGGAUUUUAUGAUGAGAGUUGACUUCCUGCUUGCACAUAUGGGGGCGAUACUGUUAUAUUGUUCAGCCUGCUAACACUACUUAAAAGCUUAGGGUUUUCUCUUGGCUGUAGAUUGGUCUAGAAUUGUAUUCUGAAUGAAUAAAGGUAAAAAAAAAUA